Molecule: messenger RNA, 774 nt
Organism: Sabethes cyaneus
Lineage: Eukaryota; Metazoa; Arthropoda; Insecta; Diptera; Culicidae
Exons: 4
Coding region: 1-774 (257 amino acids)
Source: RefSeq, a predicted model, not a curated record
AUGACCAUACGGUACUGGCACCCGCCACGGAAUGAUCUAGCACGACUGAAGCAACCGGAUGUCGCCGAAAGCUAUGCGUUAUCUCUUGAAACCGCGCUGCCGGAAGAGGGAAAGAUGAUUGCUAGGUUCGGAAUUGUGCUAACCGUGGCCCUGUGUGGCUUUUUCCUGCAACUUCAUGGUGUGCCUGUGUCCUUCGAAAAUGAUAACGUAUCACAAUCAUUGGAACCACUCUUCAGUUCAAGCAGCGAAGAAAGUGAUAGCGAAGGAAGUGAGUCGCUGAACGGCACCGCACCGAACGGAACCCAUCAGGAAUUAUACGUCGUCAAAGCUAUUGUGUACGAAGUAGGCAUCCUAGUGAACGUGCCGGACAAUGAAACUGACCAAGAGCUUAGCAAUGAGGAACAGGUCGACGUAACAUUCUACAGCUCAUCUUCAAACAAAUCGCACAUUAACCUGGGUGACAUUCCGCUACCGGUGGUGACCAGCGUCAACGGACAGGUGCUGACCGGUAUCGCUCCCGUGCAUGUGGGUGCCGUUUCCGAUCUGUCCGAAGUACUGCAGACACUUCCGUUCACCGGCUCGAUUGUUAACAUCACACAAACCAACAGCUCGUACGUCGAACUUUCGAAGCACAACAUCAGCAGUUUGGACGACUCGGCGUCGGUCGUUAGCAUUGCCGAUUUGGCAAGCUUGCCCAUUAAGUCGCCGGCUAGUCACCCCCUAAUACCGACCUCGCUGGAUGAUACCAUUAGCCAUCUGGCAGAAGUGCACUAG